CUUAUUGGGCUUAAUUGAAAACUAACAUGGGCUAAUUCCAAUCAACCCUAACGAACCCUAACUCUCAAAAUCGAUUGUGUUCGUAUGUAAUCAACCUACCGCUAUUCGACGCCCACGAUAAUCCUUCUGGAGAAGACAUGAUGCUCGUGGUUUAGCAACGGAAAAGAUAGCGACAUACGUUGAGUUAGGAGAGAAUGGAUUCCAGGCAUGGUAAAGUUAGAAUGAAAGUAGAAGGUGAUAGACUAAGCACCUUGCCAGACGAUCUUAUCCAUAAAAUCCUCUCUUUCAUUGACAUUAAACAUGCGAUCAGAACAAGUGCUUUGUCAUCUAGAUGGAGGUAUAUUUGGACUUCAAUGCCUUGUCUUAGUUUCUCAAAUGAGCAUUUCCAUUCAUUGCCCGAGUUCUCCGAAUUUGUUACACAUGUUCUGUCUGCCCGAAACAAUCAAACGGAAGUGCAUUCUGUCAAGCUCGCUUUUCGUGGAAAGGCUAGCCAGCCGUUUGUAAAAAGAAUUUUGAACUAUGCAUUCUCCCACAAUGUCCAACAACUGAAUAUCACUUUCUUCAGUUUCUUGCAUGAAGAUUAUAUGACCAAAACCUAUCUUUCUGCAUUUAGUUCUCAGUCUCUUAAAAAUCUCACUCUGUCUAGGUGUGGUUGUGCUUGCAAAGAUUUCAUCACCAACUCACCUACUUGGUAUCUGCCAGCUUUAACAACAUUGAAUCUCCAUCAUUGCUCAUUCUUUGGUGAGAAAUUCCUGGUCUUUUCUCCAACUGUGCAAACUUGAAGAAUCUCACCUUAAAGAAUUUCAAUACGAUGAAAUUGCAUGGUUUUAAUAUAAUUCAUCCUAGACUAUCUAGUCUAACACUUGAAGAUGGUGGUAUUGAUGUCAAUGUGGCUACGCCUCGACUUAAGAAUCUCACUGUGAUAAACUGGUCAAGGAUGCUUUUGGUUGAUGCACCCGAUCUUGCCUCCUUGCAUUAUAAAGAUCAUCAUGGUAAACUUUUGAAGUUUUCUACUGAGCUUCGUCACUUGGAGAAGGUGGUUGUAUGUAUUCAAUGUUCCAAUGAAGAUAAGGAAUAUACUCGUAACAUUGUUUGUCUUCUUCAACAGCUCCGUAGUGUCAAAUUUCUUACACUUAACUUGGAACUUGUCAAGUGUCUUUCUUCAUCGGUGGAAUUAAUUUCACAUCAACCUUCGCCAUUUACUAACUUAAAGAGUUUAAAGAUUUAUCCAGCUGAUGUUUCCAAGCCAGAAGUAACCAUGUAUACUGAAGUUAAAAACUAUUUGCUAGGUAGUUCUCAAGGUGCCACCUUCACAUUGGUUUCAUAUGAGGAGGUUAGAGCUGUGAUGGAUGUUACAUCAGCACGAAACCUUAUGACAAAAUUGAAGGUGCUACUAGAUCAAUGGCAAGAAUAUAGUGAAACUAAGAUGGCUCAUAUAGAGCAAGACGAGGCACCAAUGGAGACGGUACAUGAGCAAGUGAAAGUGGAAGAACAGACAGACACGAAAAUGAAGUGGCAUUUUGGGGGAAGAAUGGCACAAAUCAAAAGCUAUUGGGGAGAUCUGAAUGAUCAGUGUGAGAAAGCGUCUAAUAAUAUGGGCCUCAUAAGUUCAAUGUUGCAAGAGACUAUAGAAGUAAUGACAAGGCUGCCUACAUCACAUCAGGCUAAGUUGCAAGAAAGGUUUUUUGGUUUGUCUGCAGAGGCUGAGACUAUCAUGGAAGGUGUGAUGGAUCGCAUGAAGAUCCUAUUUGAUAAGAGGCCGAGCCAUUCAAAUGUCUACUUUCAUGAACUUGCAGCAUCACAAUCGCUUUCUUGACAAAUUCGAACCACCGGUUUCUACAAGAAAGGACGGCUAAUAUAGGAGCUUAUGAUUUUUAGGUCGGGCAAGUUCAAAUCCCAUCUUCAGUAAAUUAAUUUUCUUUUAUUAGGUUGCCAAUUUUUUACUUAAUAGCUCAAACCUUUAAUUUUUUUUUUUUGAUAAUGGGAGCCAAACAAGCUCUCAAGUUUUAUGAAGUUGUAUUUGUAACCCUUUCAUAUUUUCCACACUACUAGAAAACUGCUACUAUUCUCACGUCAAUUUCCGUGGGAAAUCCGUGGGUAACUGCGUUUACCCACGGAUUUCCCACGAAAAUGGGCCGUAGGAAUCCCGUCGGGAAUUGCCGACACUUUUCCUACGCAUAACGAUUCCUACGAAUUUCUGACUAAUGGUUAAAAUGAAAACGGAUUUCGUGAGAGAUCUGUCGGAAUUUUCCUACAUUUUUCCUACGCAAACCAAUUUGUCGUUUUUUUGUGGCUUUUUUUGUCACAAAACUAAGACCCUUUCUAAUACGUCGGAAUUUCGUAGGAAAUGUGUCGCCAUUUUCAUUCGUAGGAAAUUUUGGUAGGAAUAAUAGCAGUUUUCUAGUAGUGCCAGUUUUCCUACCCUAUUUGGUCUUUUAUACUGCUUUCAUGUUUCAUCUCCAUGUUAAUAGCGGGCUAGAGCUAUGGUCGGCAACCCUUUUGGAGCAAUUUGGGAUGGUGAAGUGACGUUAUAUAUUUUUUGUGCUUGUGAACUUAUUAUAUCUUAAGACAUGUUUUCUUUUGCUACUACUGCUACCGUACGUAGGAAUUUACCUAUAUGAAAGGCUUAAAUGGUUCUUGUAAUUAAGUCUACUGGCACUCUUACUGAUCUUUGGUUUGUAAUAUCUUCAGUUAUGGUACUUACCUAUAUGAAAGGCUUAAAUGGUUUUUGUAAUUAAGUCUACAUUUCCAUCUUUUGAGUGUAUGCUGUAACUUUUUGGGGGAA
This is a messenger RNA of Helianthus annuus (common sunflower), 2785 nucleotides long. RefSeq lists its product as uncharacterized. The coding region runs from base 812 to 1816 and encodes 334 amino acids. The record is from RefSeq and is a predicted model, not a curated record. The transcript is spliced from 5 exons. Lineage: Eukaryota; Viridiplantae; Streptophyta; Magnoliopsida; Asterales; Asteraceae.